UACCCUUGAGAAGGGAACGAGUUUUCAGGGAUAGGCGCUAUCUUCUGAAUGAAUCUGAUGAAUGGCUGAUGAACAGAUUCCGUCUUCCAAGGCAUCUUCUCCUGGAGCUGUGCAAUAACUUGGAGCCCUACCUCCAACGUGAAACCCGGCGGUCAAGGGCCUUACCUAUUCCAGUCCAGGUUCUCUCCACACUGGGGUUCUUGGCCACUGGAACUUUUCAACAGGAGAUUGCAGACAGGUCUGGCAUAUCCCAACCCACCAUGAGCCGCACGCUGUCAUCCGUGCUGGCUGCCAUCAGGACUCUCAUCCCACAUUACAUACAAUUCCCUUAUGACAAUGCCCAGCAAACAAUGAUUAAAAGGGGGUUUUAUGAGAUUGCUGGGAUUCCAAAUGUCAUAGGUGCAAUUGACUGUACCAACGUGCGUCUGAAACCACCAUCGGUUAAUGAUUACGCAUACAUCAACCGCAAAAAUUAUCAUUCAGUCAAUGUGCAAAUAAUUUGUGAUGCCAGACUCUGCAUAUUAAAUGUUGUGGCAAGAUGGCACCCACGGUGCUUACAUUUUUGAGCACAGCAGCGUGCGCAGACGACUGCAGGAGGACACAUUAAGGCGUCUUGGUUAUCUUUUGGGUGAGUAAUAAGAGCUAAUUUAGUUUGCAAAAUAUAUUCCUUUCCUAACCUCUCUUAUCCCCUUUUGAACUUAACCCCUGUGCCAAACCCCGAGACGCAUCAGGAGCGCAACUUCAACCACGCGUAUGCACGAACACGAGCCACUGUGGAGCGCUGCGUGGGGCUUUUAAAGGUCCCAUAUGGUCAAAACUGAAAUUUUGUGGCUUUUUUCAUGAUAACUAAGGUCUAGGGGGUAUGUAAGUACCAUAUAAGUUUCAAAAUAGUCAUUUAAGGUUCAAAUGUGCAUGGCCUGCUUGAAGUUGCUGUGAGUUAAAACAUCUCGUUUGUACUUCCGUAAAAUUGCUACGUCACCGAGUCACAGUCGCCGCCUUCAGUCUCCACCCCGAGCACUGUCCACAGUCCACCGCCCCACCCCCUUUCUGUCAAAGAAACACCCAAUAGAGAAGAACGAACCGUAGAGUAAGGCGAGGAGGAAUAUCGCACCAUGUCAAGAAAACGCUGUUCAAUCGAGGGAUGUUUUGAAAACAAAUCAUUGCACAAGCUUCCGAAAAACGUGAAUAUACAAGACCAGUGGCUAAUGUUAAUUUUUUCGGAAAUUCCGCAAUUUCAACAAUAUCCGUCUGUUCCAAACAUUUCUCAAGUGACUGCUUCGUCAAUCUGGCCCAGUUCAAUGCGGGUUUCUGCAAGACUCUCCUGAUCAAAGCUGAUGCAGUCCCUACUUUGUUGGGUCCGACUUCAAAUCCACAACCCGUAAGUAAACUUUAUACACAUUUUAAAUUAUAUUAUGUAGCAGAGAAAAACGAAAUUCUAUAUAAGAAACAAUUAUGCAACGCUAACGUGAUAACGCGAUGCUUCGUAACUUUACAGUCUAUGGUAGCCACAACUUUUUAUAUAAUAUGGUGAAAGUUACAAACACCGUCGCUGUUGGUGUCUUUCAUUUUUGAGUUAAACACGUGAGGUUCAGUCAUCUCAGUCUCCGUGUUUGUGUUUUACUAACAUUUAGUACUUCCAUGGGUAACUGUAUUUCAACAGAUACGGCCUUAGUACAUCAUGUAAAUCAACUUUGUUGUAGGAGGGAGAUGUAGGGGAGGGUUUUAUGUGUGUAUGAAUGUAUUUAUUUAUAUAGUUUAUUUGUUUUGUUUUCAAAAAUCAAAGUGAUUUAUUUUUAUUUUUAGGGUACCUCACAAGAUUCUCAAACGACCAUCACCAUGACCAUCACCCACAAACAUGCAAGCACCCAAACUGACCAAAGAGCAAAGAGACCACGCCUUGAGGAGGAUGAAGAGGAGGACACAUCAAUUGAUAUUCCUGAGCCUCAUGACUCCACAUACAAUCCAGAAGAUUCUGUGACUAUAGUCACAGAAUCAUCACAAGUGUUACCCACAAAUGGAUACAGCGACACCAAGUACAUUGUUUAUGGAAGCUGCCUCUUUGAGCUUUUUGAGACCUGUCCUGUGUGCCAACGAGUUUGUGAUGUCACCCCCCUAAGACGUGGAACUUUCUUGGCCAUAGACCAACUGUGCCCGCACUGCCAGUACUCCAGAAAAUGGAAGAGCCAGCCUGUCUUUGGAAGCAACCCUGCAGUGAACUUGCAGUUGUCAGCUGCCAUAUAUUUUAGUGGUGCAUCUUUUAUUCAGAUUGAAAAGAUUUUCAAUGCGAUGCAUAUAGCGUGGUUUAAAUACGACACUUUUAGAAGACAUGCCCGGAUGUACCUGGAACCUACCAUUAUCCAUAAAUGGGGGAAGGACCAGGAGACACUUCUGCAGCGUCUGAGCCAACAUGACAAGGCCAUAAUUGGAGGUGAUAUGAGGGCGGACUCACCAGGACUUUCUGCAAAGUACGGAAGCUACAGUGUGAUGAACCUUCGGGAAGAAACGAUAAUUGAUAUUCAAUUGGUGCAGAGUAACGAAGUUGGUGGUAGCUACCAUAUGGAACUGGAGGGCCUGAAAAGGAGCCUUGCAAUGCUGGCAGCACGUGGUAUCGAGUUGGACUACAUUGUCACUGACCGUCACCCACAAAUACAAAAAUAUCUCCAAGACAACAAUAUCAAACAGUUUUAUGAUAUCUGGCAUCUGGAAAAAGGCUUGUCAAAGAAACUGGACAAGAUUGCAAAAGAGAAAGACUGUCAAGAGGUGAAAAAAUGGCAGCGUAGUAUCAAGAACCACGUAUACUGGACUGCAACAUCAUCCACCUCUGGACAAGAGAAAGUGGCAAAGUGGAAGUCACUCGUCAACCACCUGCAAGACAUCCACACUCACGAAGACCCCCUCUUUCCAAAAUGUGAACAUCCAGAAAAAAGCAGCACAGACCCGAGCAAGUGGUUGCAGCCAGCUUCUAAACCACUUUACAAAUUGGAUAAAACAUUAGUGAACAAAAGGCUCCUGAAGGAUGUCGAGAAGUUGAGUCCCCAUCAUCAGACUUCUUCCUUGGAGGCAUUUCACAGUGUAAUCUUACGUUUUGCCCCAAAGAACGUUGUCUUUCCUUACCUUGGAAUGCUGUGCAGGUUAUACUUGGCGGCCAUGCACUUCAAUGAGAAUGCUCACCGCACACAAGCAGUCUCAGCUUCUGGAAAGCCUAUUUACAAAAUCAAGUUCCCAAAAUCUAAGAAGGGGGUAUGCACUGCAAAGCCAGUAAAAACAGGGCAAACAUACAACUAUGUACAGGAGCUGAUGGAAGUCCUUUUCGAGAAUGUCUUUGACGACCCUUGACCAUACAUCAUGGAGGUAGAGAAGAUCAAAAUACCAGAACCACUUUCCUCUCAGUAUGAAAGACCUCCCAAGGAUGAAGUCAUCGCUGGCUACAUGUCACGCUUCAGUCGAGAGGUGGUCUAAACCCUACGUAGCUGCCUGUAGCUUCAGGAAACUCACGCCGUAUUCGCAGGACAACACAUGAGGGAAAGACAACCCUAACUCUCCGGCCCAAAAAGCCCCAGCACCAGCUGACAAAGCUCCUGUAUGCCAGAUACCUGUAACACCUGUUGGUGGAGGGGGAAUGAACAUUUAGUGUGCAUUACAGACAAAAAAAUCCCUAUUAUCAAUGUAUAUAUUUCUAGAUAAGGAAACCUUGUACAUAUAAAUAUGUGUAAAUACGUUACAUGAGGUAUUAUAAUACCAGAAUUGUGAUGGAAAUAUUCAUGUUGAAAUUCCAUAAAUAUUACAGCAGUAAGCAACACAGUGUGGUUGUUCUUAUCAUAUUAUAAAUACAGAAGUAUCAUUGUAAUAAAGUUUGUACUAUUUACCAAAUUCAUUGUAAUUUGUUAUUAUAUGUCACAUGGUACCAAAAACUUUACAACGCAAUUGUAAUAUUUUA
Molecule: messenger RNA, 3937 nt
Organism: Misgurnus anguillicaudatus (oriental weatherfish)
Lineage: Eukaryota; Metazoa; Chordata; Actinopteri; Cypriniformes; Cobitidae
Source: RefSeq, a predicted model, not a curated record